AUGGCCAGCUGCUCAGUUCGCUUUGAGUUUUACUGCGGCGAGACUCAAGAGCUUAGAUACACCCACGACCUUCCCCGCAGUCUUGUCAGCGAGGCUCAGACUGCAGGGCAAAACGCCGGCUAUAACAAUCUGUUUAUGACUGCAGUGCAGCCUUUCAUGAAUGAGCAUGAGGCGGCGUGUCGUGCCGCUUCAAAACCAUUUUGCGAAAACUGUGGGUUAUUUGCAAUGAGCAUCUUACAAAGCCCCAUGUCUUGGCUUCACGUGGCGGAGGAUCCCUUCGUUGGCAUCUGGGUCAGUCCCGUUUGCGGGAAAGGGGGAUGUGAGACGCGGAUACGGCAGGAAAUCCAGGAUACAAUGGGUGAAAUUGUUCAAGAGGAUCCGGACCGAAGGCGCAGUACUUGCAUGGAAAUUUUGCCGUGCAAAACGAUAUCCGUUCGAUAUUGGAUUGUUCCCGUGUUGAGAUGGAGGGUGACGUAA
Molecule: messenger RNA, 477 nt
Organism: Fusarium oxysporum Fo47
Lineage: Eukaryota; Fungi; Ascomycota; Sordariomycetes; Hypocreales; Nectriaceae
Exons: 2
Coding region: 1-477 (158 amino acids)
Source: RefSeq, a predicted model, not a curated record